GCAACAAAAAAGAAGAAGGCGGAGAAGCAGGAAGUGGAAUGCCGGAGAGACGUCUCUCUGGUCUGUUUUGACAAUGAUGGAGGAAGAGGAAUUUGAAUUCACUGAGGAUUUUGAGGCUAUUUUGCAUCUAACCCCGGAGGGUCAGCAGGCUAUCGACCAGGUUUUCCCGAGCCAAGAUCCAUUGGACAGAGCAGACUUCAAUGCUGUGGAGUACAUCAAUACUCUGUUUCCCACCGAACAGUCUCUGGCCAACAUCGAUGAUGUGGUGAACAAAAUCCGUCUGAAGAUUCGGCGACUGGACGACAACAUCAGAACGGUGGUGAGGGGACAGACCAAUGUUGGACAGGAUGGCAGACAGGCGUUGGAGGAGGCUCAGGUCGCCAUCCAGCAACUCUUCGGCAAAAUCAAAGACAUCAAGGACAAAGCAGAGAAGUCUGAACAAAUGGUCAAGGAGAUCACUAGAGACAUUAAGCAGUUGGAUCACGCCAAGCGUCACCUCACCACGUCCAUCACUACUCUGAACCACCUGCACAUGCUGGCAGGGGGGGUGGACUCUUUAGAAGCUAUGACCAGAAAGAGGCAGUAUGGAGAAGUGGCCAACUUGCUACAGGGAGUGGUCAAUGUGCUUGAACAUUUCCAAAAGUACAUGGGCAUUCCCCAGAUCAGGCAGCUCUCUGAGAGGGUGAAGGCAGCACAGAGUGAGUUGGGAACACAGAUCCUGGCAGAUUUUGAAGAGGCAUUCCCUUCUCAGGGCAGUAAGAGACCAGGUGGUCCCAGUAACGUCCUGAGAGAUGCCUGUCUGGUGGCCAACGUGUUGGACCCUCGCAUCAAACAAGAGAUCAUCAAAAAGUUCAUCCGGCAGCAUCUCUCCGAGUAUCUGGUUCUCUUCCAGGAGAACCAAGACGUUGCAUGGUUGGACAAAAUUGACCGUCGCUAUGCGUGGAUCAAACGGCAGCUGGUUGACUACGAGGAGAAAUAUGGACGAAUGUUCCCCGAAGAGUGGUGCAUGACGGAGCGUAUCGCUGUGGAGUUUUGUCACAUCACCAGAGCUGAGCUGGCCAAAGUGAUGCGAACACGAGCCAAGGAGAUCGAGGUGAAACUGCUCUUGUUCGCAAUCCAGAGGACGACCAACUUUGAGGGAUUACUGGCCAAACGGUUCACAGGCUGCACCCUGACUGAUGUCCCCGGACAAAAAAAAACAGAAAGUCCUUUAGACGCCACCAACCCCUUCCUUGAGGAUGAGCCGGGUGAGGAUGUGGGCACCGAAAAAGACGAGGACCUGGCCAAGCCCAGGAAGCCCAAAGCUCCAGACAACCCUUUCCAUGGCAUUGUCUCCAAGUGUUUUGAACCGCAUCUGUAUGUCUACAUAGAAUCCCAGGACAAGAAUCUGGGUGAACUGAUCGACCGGUUCGUGGCUGACUUCCGAGCACAAGGCCCACCCAAGGCAGGCACGGAGGAGGGUGGAGCAGUCCUGCCCAGCUGUGCUGACCUCUUUGUCUAUUACAAGAAAUGUAUGGUGCAGUGCUCGCAACUGAGCACAGGCGAACCGAUGAUUGCCCUGACUACCAUCUUCCAAAAGUUCCUGAGGGAAUAUGCCUGGAAGAUCCUUUCUGGAAACCUGCCUAAGUCCAACAGUAACAGCGGUGGUCUGACCAUCAGCAGUCUGCUGAAGGAGAAGGAAGGGUCAGAAGCUGCAAAGUUCACCGGAGAUGAACUCUGUCUGAUCUGCAGUAUCCUCAGCACUGCCGAAUACUGUUUGGCCACCACACAGCAGCUGGAAGAGAAACUGAAGGAGAAAGUGGAUCGAGUUCUAGUGGAGAGGAUAAAUUUGACGGGAGAGAUGGAUACAUUUAGCACUGUAAUUUCAAACAGUAUUCAGCUGCUGGUUCAAGAUCUGGAUGCUGCCUGUGACCCCGCCCUCACUGCCAUGAGCAAGAUGCCAUGGCAGAGCGUGGAGCACGUAGGCGACCAGAGUCCUUACGUGACGUCCAUCAUCAUGCACAUCAAACAGAACGUACCGAUCAUCAGAGACAAUCUGGCCUCCACUCGGAAAUACUUCACGCAGUUCUGCAUCAAGUUCACAAACUCUUUCAUUCCCAAGUUCAUCAACCACCUCUUCAGAUGUAAACCCAUCAGCAUGGUGGGAGCUGAACAACUCCUUCUCGACACCCACUCCCUGAAGACCGUCCUGCUGGAUCUGCCCUCCAUCGGCUCCCAAGUGCUUCGCAAAGCUCCUGCCAGCUACACCAAGAUAGUGGUUAAAGGCAUGACCCGCGCAGAGAUGAUACUUAAGGUGGUGAUGGCUCCGCACGAACCCCCCGUGGUCUUUGUGGAUAACUACAUCAAGCUGCUGGUCGACGGCAACCCUGAGACCUUUCAGAAGAUUCUGGACAUGAAGGGGCUGAAGCGCAGCGAACAGAGCAGCAUGCUGGAGCUCUUCAGGCAGAGGCUGCCCACUCCACCCUCAGGGGGCGAUGGCGGCCCCUCUUUGUCGUUCAGUACCCCUACACCCGAGCAGGAGUCGUCUCGCAUCCGUAAACUGGAGAAACUCAUCAAGAAGAGACUGUGAUCUCUACGCACACACACACAAACACUAUACGCUCGCACAAAAGGACUGGGACACUUGUGCAGAAUGAGAUGUUGUAUAAUUUAUUCCUAAAAAAACUAUUCUGCAACAAAUGACCUUUUUUUGCAUUACACUUAAGUUAAACAUGGCUGAUGCUGGAUGAUGAAGGAUUAUGAAUGUUGUCAGACGCCUCCUGUUGUUGCUUCAUGUGUCUUUUACAUCUGUAAUUUCCUGUUUUCUUCUCGUUUUACUAACCUCUCAUUUGUAACACUGCAGUACAUUUGCCACUAACGUCCACCCAGCGAGAUACAGCUGCCCCUGGGAUGUGUGUUUUUUAACGCCGGGGUUCACCAGCAGCUCGCGCUUAAUCAAACCUGAUGUUUUCAGUGUAACAUGCUGCGAGGAUUGCCACGGCUGUCUUCAGUUAUUUAAUUUAAUCAUUAAUUAUGCGGGGUAUACCGGGUCAACAUCGCAUUCUUCCAUUAAAGUGGAGUCAUAAAUGUCUGAAUAAAUUCUGUGGCCUGAACCAAA
Molecule: messenger RNA, 3097 nt
Organism: Cynoglossus semilaevis (tongue sole)
Lineage: Eukaryota; Metazoa; Chordata; Actinopteri; Pleuronectiformes; Cynoglossidae
Gene: vps53
Product: VPS53 subunit of GARP complex
Exons: 22
Coding region: 74-2569 (831 amino acids)
Biological process (GO): retrograde transport, endosome to Golgi
Cellular component (GO): GARP complex
Source: RefSeq, a predicted model, not a curated record